Zingiber officinale is the source of this 1235-nucleotide messenger RNA. Its product is annotated as mitogen-activated protein kinase kinase kinase 18-like. The record is from RefSeq and is a predicted model, not a curated record. Gene Ontology annotation, molecular function: protein kinase activity; ATP binding. The transcript is spliced from 2 exons. Gene Ontology annotation, biological process: protein phosphorylation. NCBI's taxonomy places the organism in Eukaryota, Viridiplantae, Streptophyta, Magnoliopsida, Zingiberales, Zingiberaceae. Bases 3 to 1235 code for a protein of 410 amino acids.
CUAUGGAGAGCAAAGGGGAUAGUUGGAUCAGGGGAAUCCUCCUCGGACGCGGCUCCUUCGGAACGGUCAGCCUCGCUUUUGACCCCUCGGCCGUCCCCGCCGGGCGGAUUUUCGCCGUCAAGUCCGUCUCCUUGGCCUCCGGCUGCAGCGCUUCGGUCGACUUCCUGGAAAACGAAAUCCGGAUCCUCGAGUCCCUCUCCUCUCCAUUCGUCGUCGAGUACCUCGGCGACGAUACCACCGUCGAGGCCGGCGCCGGAGUAUGCCGGAACCUGCACCUGGAGUACCUUCCCGGCGGCACCGCGGCUGACUUGGGCGGCUGCGCAGACGAGUCGUCCGUGCGCGCCUACGCCCGGUGCGUGGCGCGCGCGCUCUGCUACCUCCACGACGUCGCCGGCGUCGUGCACUGCGACGUCAAGGGUCGGAACGUGCUGCUCGGAGAGGCCCCCGGCGUCGCCAAGCUAGCUGAUUUCGGUUCCGCUAUGAGGAUUUCAGAUGUUUUCUCGGGAGAUCGGCGGAGCUUGCAAGGCACGCCAUUAUGGAUGGCACCGGAGGUAGCGAGGGGGGAGAUCCCAAGGCCGGAGUCGGACGUGUGGUCGUUCGGGUGCACCGUCAUCGAGAUGCUCACCGGCGUAGCACCGUGGUCAUCUUGGAAGCCUAAGGACGCUGCCGAAGCCAUGUUCCGGAUCGGUUACGGCGCCGAGCUGCCGGAGUACCCAUCUCAUCUCUCGAAGCAGGGGAGGGACUUCCUCGACAAGUGUUUGAGAAAAGACCCAAAAGAACGAUGGACGGCAGAGCAACUACUGCAGCACCCGUUCCUGGCUGAGGCAGAGCCUCCGACGGAGCAGACUCCGAGAGGAGUACUUGAAUGGGCUAAUUUGCAGUUAGACUACGAAAGCGAUGACGACAGCUACGGCGACUUCGACUCUGUAUGUUUGAUCUCCGAGGGAAUAGAAAGAGUAAGGGAAUUAGCAUCGAGUGGAUCUCCUCCGGCAGCCUGGAACAACGAUGGCUGGGAACAAGUAAGGAAUCCAGAGGAAUUGGCUGUGGAUAAGUGUGGAAGAGAAGUGGAACAACAAAAGUGCUGGGAGAUAUCUAGAAUGGAUUGCUCUGUUUUUUCUGCUCUCUGUUCUUGGUGUUGCUUUGUUAAAUGUGAUCCGAGUUGUUACGAUGAGAUUAUUGUCAAUAGACAGUUACAUGUUUUCUCCUCUGGUUUUUGUUUACGGUAUGAUGGGUGA